AUGGCACUCUCUUAUAUCGGUUCACUCCUUCUGGGAGCCACACUCGCAGCCGCUACACUAUGUGGGGACAAACAGCUACCUAAAGGGCAGUCCACAGGGAGCGUUUUCAACAUAUCGAUUACAAGCGAUGAUCUAGAUCGCAACUUUCUGAUCUCCAUUCCACCCGAAUACCAUCCUCAUGUUCCAACUCCUGUUAUCCUGUCAUAUCACGGGGGUGAGCGGACGGCUGAAAGCCAGUUGCAGCUUGACCAAUUGACCAAUCCCGAGUUCAACACCAAGACUCUUGUUGUAUAUCCCCAGGGCGUUGAUAACACAUGGCAAGGCGUUCCGGGUAUCACGACCAAUGACAUUCAAUUCACACGAGACAUCUUGAACGAGAUUACUUCCAAAUAUUGUAUCGAUACCACCCGGAUCUGGACAACCGGGAAAUCCGACGGGGCCGGCUUCUGCAACCUCCUCGCGUGUGACUCCGAAAUGUCAGCUCGCUUCGCAGCUUUUGCUCCCGUCUCUGGCGCCUACUACAUCGACACGCUGCCCUGUUUGCCUGCUACAGUCGAUAUUCCCUGUCAAACUUCACGGACGGAUAUCCCCCUACUAGCAUUCCACGGUGGAAACGACACAACGAUUUCCUACUGGGGUGGCGAACGGAAAAACGAAUGUUUGCCAACUAUUCCGCAUUUCAUCCAGGAGUGGGCUGGGCGUGAUCACCUGAGCGUUCGGCGGAACAAGACCCUGUCAGUAGCGUCUGACACUGUCGUUUACUCGUUUGGUGCUAGGGGGCUUGUGGGCUUGGUGUACGAUUCUGUGAUUGGUCACGAUUGGCCCAGUACGGUGCCUAAUUCGGAUAAUGAGGUAGCGGGCCAUCAUGUCGCUAGCUUCAAUGCUACCCCGAUGAUUCUGGAGUUUUUCGAUCGGCAUAGCUUGUUUUGA
Molecule: messenger RNA, 930 nt
Organism: Penicillium verhagenii
Lineage: Eukaryota; Fungi; Ascomycota; Eurotiomycetes; Eurotiales; Aspergillaceae
Product: CE1 family esterase
Exons: 2
Coding region: 1-930 (309 amino acids)
Molecular function (GO): feruloyl esterase activity
Source: RefSeq, a predicted model, not a curated record